This is a messenger RNA of Acanthoscelides obtectus, 3079 nucleotides long. NCBI's taxonomy places the organism in Eukaryota, Metazoa, Arthropoda, Insecta, Coleoptera, Chrysomelidae. The record is from the annotation of a GenBank genome assembly.
CUUCCGUCAACGCUGCGCGUCAGCCAUUUCUAUUUCGUUCCCGUGUGUUGCAGAGCUAAGUCCGGCAUUAUUUUUCCCAGAGCUGUUGUGCAGAGUAAAUAUUAGGAAGUUGCAAGUGUCACUGGUGUAAAUUCCCCGAGGAGAAAAAGGCGAAGUUAAUCGACGCCUCAAGUGCGCAUUCUGGUGUUGUAGAUGCGAUGUCGUCCAUAGGUAAAAUCUUUGAACCUAUAAUAAUGGCGGCCGGCUAAAAUCGUUAAAGCCGGACGCUAGUACGGAAUGAAACCCGGUACAGCUGUAUUUUUACAUUUUUAUGCCUACGUUUCCGGAAAUACGCAUUUUAACAUGCAUUCAACGUAUCGUAGCUGAUUUGAAAGUAUAUUGGCAGCCUCAGGCUGUAGUGUAUUGACCUUUCCGCUGGCAGGUUCAUGUUUUCAUCAUAUACAAUUUUGGGGCCCCACACCCUAAAUUAGGCUAUCAAGGUACACCAUUGACUAUACGUCUAGUAUACCAAUUGAUGUAUUAUUAUGGUUUGUUUCUUUGAGACAAACCAUAUCCUACCUAGCAAUCCAGAUAACUUUUGACUAAAUACAAAUAAUAUGUCUGUUGUACACAUGAUAACUUAUUUGUUUGUGUACAGUAGCAUAUUAACAUUGGAUCAGUUUCAUUUUCGUGCAUAGGACGACAUGCCUAUUUCCCCAUUCACCCAAUAUUCCAAUAGAUCUCGGCAGUAUGCGAUCUGCUACUAGAUCCUUCCUCAGUCUUCAGAUAUCAGAACAAAAAAGUGAGGACUGCGAAAUGGCAGAUCUGAACGAAAUCGAAGAGGUGCUGUUGAGCGGUGAGCCGAGUACAAACGGUGUCAAGAGGUCCGAAACGGAGAUCGACCCGGAGUUGCUGAAACUCCUUGGGGAUGAGCCCCUUGGCAAGGAGCCAGAGUUCGGCCCAGAAGUCGACCCCCAGAUUGCAGAGAGAUGGGCCGAGUACCUGACAGCUGGCCCCGCAGCAAGAGACGAUAAGGACGAGCUCACCAGGAAGUACCUCAUCCCGAAGAACAUCCCUCAUUUGAAACCACCGGCGUUGAACUCUGAAUUGGAGAUCUUACUCCCAACUGGCGCUAAGAAAGAAGACCGCUAUAAGUGUAACAUCCAAGCCAGUAUGGGUGUGGCCCUUGCUGCGCUGGCUACUACUAUAGAUACGCUGCUCAAGAGUGACUUGCCCGCUGAUGAAAUGAAAAAGCAGAUACUACCGAACGUCGUGGAUGCAAGCAAGAUUCUUUGUGGUUCUUAUCGUAUGAUGACUAUCAACAGGAAGUACGCCGUGGAGGUCCACAUGGACAAAUCCCUCAAGCAAGUGAUCAAGGAGUGCAGGAAUGACGUUCAGUACUUAUGCGGACCCAACCUCGGCUUGGCGCUCAAUGUGAAGAAACUUCCAAAUAGAAGAAACAGGAACAAGCCGGCAAAAGCCGAGGUGAAGACUGAAGCCAAUACUUCUACUACUGAUCUGUCAAUGACCGAUGUAAGCCAAACUGCCGAAGAUGCUGAUGGUAGCAUUGCCGAAACACCCGCGGAAAGUACUGGCGCUGAAGAAGAGGAAAAGAGUGCUGGAAACGAUGACUCGGAGAUGACCAAACUCCUCGGAGAUGACGCUGCUAAAUCCCAAGGGCCAGCUGAGGGUCCAGAGGUGCAUACGGCCAUCGCCAGCAGAUGGGUGAAGUUCUUGACCCGUGGUGUUGAGAGAAAGGACUUGGAGCCAUUGAACAAGAAAUAUCUGAUUCCUAAGAAUAUCCCUGAGUUGAGAGCCCCCAAGCUAAAUCCUCAGCUGAAACCAAAGUUGAGUGAGCAAUUGAAGAGAGAAGAUAGGUAUUUGGCCAUGAUCCAGUCUGGACUAGGAGUAGGUCUCACUGCAAUCGCCGAAACAAUCGAUCAAGUAUUGAGGAAUGAAGUGAGUGCAGCGGAAGUGAAAACUUCCCUUUUGCCACGUAUCGUUGACGCAGGCAAAAUAAUGUGCGGCUCCUUCAGCGCAAUAACCACUAACAGAAAGUACCAUAUUGAAACCAGGCUGGACAGACCAUACAGGACCCUGGUGAAAGAGAGCGUACCAGAUGAAUGGCUCUGUGGAAAAGACUUUGCAACGAAAGUCACUAUUGUCGAGAGUCAGUUGGACUCAUUCAAACAGCUGAAAAAAUCCGAUUCGGUAGGAGGGAAUCAGGCGAAAAGACCAGCCACCGGAGGUGCGCAAAGGUCGGCGGCUACAAAAUCUACAAUUGCCACAGCAGCCAAAGGCGCUAGCGGAGCCGCGCAGGCUGCUAGGAAACGGUGGAAGUCCAGGAGUGGCCCAAGAGCUGAUUGGGGCAACCAAGGCGGCCAAGGUGUCAAGCGCAAGUCCAGUGAUUGGCACAGCAGGCCAAAUAAUUACAGCGAGUGGGCUGCCAGACAACCACCACCGUUGAUGUCUACCCGUCCGGCUUGGAAUCCAUGGAUGUAGACUUUCAAACUGAAGUAUUACUGGUUAUUGCAACUUUGACGUCAUUUAUACGUCAAGUGAAUAUUCGUUUGGUUUCAUUUAACUUGUGGAUUUUGUUUCACUUUGUCUUAUGGUAUAAAAAGCUAUAGUUUGUCGAUAUAUGUUGUAUUAAUCAUUAUGUUGAUUUCGCUAAAAAAAUGUUCCAAUAUUUGUUCAUUAUCCAGUAAUAAUUGUGUCAUUUGUAUUGAAGUUUGAGAGUAUACAAAGCAGUAUUGGCAUUCCAAAGUAUCAUACCCUACAAAGUUACUCGGUUAUCUCUAAUAUUAAAUAUGUGGUUUACUUCAUGUACAGAAUAUCUCGGAAGGUAUCUAUUUCUGUUGGAUUUUUUUACACAUACGCUCUCAUUAAAACAAUUCAUUAUUUGUUUAUGAAAAUUUUGUAGACUUGAGGUUUAAUGAAAGCAGUAAGGUAAUAAUUACAAUAAAAAUUUUAUAGAACACGUUCAUCAGGUGUUAAAAAUUUGAAAAGCCUUAGCUAUUAAUACUUUUUUUAUUAAUUAACUCGUAUUCUGUAAAUGUGUAUUUUUAUUAUUGAAAUAAAUCUAGGUUAUUUCACUAAA